Messenger RNA from Melampsora larici-populina 98AG31, 780 nucleotides. RefSeq lists its product as uncharacterized. The transcript is spliced from 5 exons. NCBI's taxonomy places the organism in Eukaryota, Fungi, Basidiomycota, Pucciniomycetes, Pucciniales, Melampsoraceae. Bases 1 to 780 code for a protein of 259 amino acids. The record is from RefSeq and is a predicted model, not a curated record.
AUGCUCAUGGCUGCUUUGAUGGGAGGUCUUCAUGAGGUGGUGGUCUGGAACCUUGUGGGUGAAGGAUCUAAAAAAGCUCAUUUCAAUCCGUGGAUUCGAUUCCUAGCUUUUGGUGUUGAGGCUUUAAAGGAACCAUUACCCGAGAAAGCAGACUCAACUGGAUGGGCCUCUCGUAAUCGCAAGGUUGCAGAUCUCUGGAAAGCCCUCAGCGAUGACGAAAAAGACGUAUUUCAAAAUCCGUAUUUCUUUGCUUUAGCCAACCUACCCGAUCUAUCAAAUCUACCUGCUGAAAAUGACAAUUCCAAUAUUGAAGACAACGAUAAUCCCACCUUUACUCAUAUAGAUGGCUCAACAGUUGCACCUCAGGUCCAUCCACUCACCGAGGCUGAGAAAUCAAAGUAUGAGCCUAUUUUCAAGAGGCUCGUGGAUGUGGAGAAGCUUCACAUCUGUCACGGAAAGCCUGAACCGACGCAAUCAAUCGCUACACUUCAAAAGAACUCAUUAGCGGCCUUGAAAAAAGCUCAUCAUGAUCGUUACCAGAUCACCUACUAUGCUACAGCUGUCAGCUGCGGUGACAUUGAAGGUUGGAUUCAAACUUAUUCAAAUAACACGCUGUUUGCGAAAUGGGCCACGGACGACAUGAAGAUACCCGGAAGUCUUUCUUCAUACGUCAAUGGAAAAAAAGCCGCUGAAGUAAUCGAAGGCAGCAAGGUACAGCAACCGAGUGAUGAACGUAGAACUAGACUGGGCAGGAUUUUGAAUGAAUUAGUUGCCUGCUAA